This is a messenger RNA of Arachis ipaensis, 986 nucleotides long. Its product is annotated as inositol diphosphatase DSP1-like. Lineage: Eukaryota; Viridiplantae; Streptophyta; Magnoliopsida; Fabales; Fabaceae. Gene Ontology annotation, molecular function: phosphatase activity. The record is from RefSeq and is a predicted model, not a curated record. Gene Ontology annotation, biological process: protein dephosphorylation. Gene Ontology annotation, cellular component: cytoplasm.
UCUCUGAAACCACCGCAGCUGCCUGUAUAUUCAGUAUUCACUCUGCUCCAUCGCCGCUUCUCCUUUAUUUAUUUAUUUUUUUUUUUGGCGCCAAAGCCAUGAAACUCGAUAGCACUAAUGGCGACACGAAACCUUCCGGAUCCUUCACCGAAGGCGGCGGUGCUGCUGAUGACGACGACGUGCUGGUGCCUCCGCUGAACUUCGCCGUGGUGGACAACGGCAUUUUCCGCUCUGGUUUUCCCGAACCCGCCAACUUCGGGUUCCUGAAAUCGCUCCACCUCCGUUCCGUUGUAUGUUUGUGCCCCGAGCCCUAUCCGGAACCCAAUUCAGAGUUUCUGAAGUCUCAUGGAAUUAGGCUUUUCCAAUUCGGGAUCGAUGGCUGUAAGGAACCCUUUGUCAACAUCCCAGAGGAUACUAUUCGAGAAGCUUUGAAAGUAGUCCUAGAUGUUAGAAACCACCCCGUGCUUAUUCAUUGUAAACGAGGGAAGCACCGCACUGGUUGUUUGGUAGGAUGCUUAAGAAGAUUGCAGAGAUGGUGUUUGUCAUCUGUUUUUGAUGAGUACCAAAGGUUUGCAGCAGCCAAAGCCAGAGUGUCAGACCAGAGGUUCAUAGAAUUAUUCGACAUUUCUUGUUUGAAGCACUACCCAUUAUCAUUUUCAUGCUCAAGGAAAUAGAAAUAAUGAAGCACAUUAGACGGCUGCUGAUUCCUUUCAAGGGAAAAUUUCCGUGACGAAGAGAAGUUUAGGGACCUUUUUCUGUCUUCUGUUUUUUCUUCGUUUGAAAAAUCAGAGAUGGCUGAAUUGGACUGUUACUUAAGUUUGAACUCCAUCCUUUUGGUUUUAUUUUUUUGGUACCUGUAGCAAUGGUGAAGCAUGUGUCAGCUUGUUUAGAAAAUACCCCAGUUAUAGCAAUUUAUGUAAACUUGACACCAGUGGAUUGGAUGGUUUUGUUGCUCCAUUCCCCUUAAUGGUGUUAAAAGAUAAAAA